Canariomyces notabilis is the source of this 1198-nucleotide messenger RNA. RefSeq names its product class I glutamine amidotransferase-like protein. Gene Ontology annotation, molecular function: glyoxalase III activity. Lineage: Eukaryota; Fungi; Ascomycota; Sordariomycetes; Sordariales; Chaetomiaceae. Bases 227 to 934 code for a protein of 235 amino acids. Gene Ontology annotation, cellular component: cytoplasm. The transcript has 2 exons. The record is from RefSeq and is a predicted model, not a curated record.
CAAUGAUGCAAUGGUGGGGUGGGGUGCCAUCGAACUCGUUCCAUGCGUGUCGAUAUAAAGAAGCCGCGAUCAUCAUACUAGUUUGAUCCAUGCCAGUUCAUCUUAAAGUGCUUCAUCGUCCAUUCGGCAGUGACUUCUCACCGAUAUAUAACUCAACCUUGAAACUCAACUUUGAACACUCCGAUCUUAUAAUAGCAGUUGAAAUUUGAAAUAUAAAAAAACAGAAAUGGCCGCCAAGAUCCUCAUUGUCCUUACAUCUCAUGACAAGCUCGGCGACACCGGCAAGCCAACAGGCUGGUAUCUGUCCGAACUCGCCCAUCCCUACGCCGUCUUCAAAGAGCACAACAUCGACAUGGUGCUCGCCUCACCCAACGGUGGGGCAGCACCGCUGGACCCGUCCUCGGUCGACGCAGCCGCCAAGGACUCUGUGUCAACCUCAUUCCUGAACGAGCAGAAACAGCUUUGGCAAACGACGCAGCCAGUCGAGCACUUCCUAGGCCGCGCGGACGAGUUUGCCGCCAUUUUCUUCCCCGGCGGCCACGGCCCCAUGUUCGAUCUGGCCACGCAUGGGCCCACGCAGGCGCUGAUCCGCGAGUUUGCCUCUCGCGACAAGAUCAUUGCCGCCGUCUGCCACGGCCCGGCUGCCCUGGUCAAUGUAACGGCUGCUGCGGAUUCCAAGGAGCUGUUGUUGGCCGGGAAGAAGGUGACAGGGUUUUCAAAUGCGGAGGAGGCUGAGGUUGGCUUGGACAAGGCCAUGCCGUUCCUGUUGGAGGAUAAGUUGGUUGAAGCUGUGGGGAAGAGUGGGAAGUAUGAGAAGAGCGCGGAUAAGUGGGGGGAGAAGGUGGUUGUGGAUGGAAAGUUGAUUACAGGGCAGAAUCCGGCUAGUGCGAAGGGAUUGGGAGAGGCGGUUGUGAAGGCUGUUUUGGGGAAGUGAGGGUGUUUCCUGACUUCUAAGUUUCUAUCGCUCGUGUUUUAGCAAGCUCUUGCUGUUGGGCUAUCUGCUUAUCUGCUUACUUUCUGAGUCUAUCUUUCCCGGCUCCCCUGAAUAUCAAGAAAGAGCAAAAAUAAGAUGGAAGCAACAUAUCAUUUUCAAUGCCCAUUGCCCAGUCAUUCUCAUUGUUCAUUGUCACUAUGUACCUGAACCUCUUGGCACACCCAACAAUACCCGGCUCUUCACAUGGUAGCAAGAAGAUACUUC